Messenger RNA from Gloeophyllum trabeum ATCC 11539, 939 nucleotides. RefSeq lists its product as uncharacterized. Gene Ontology annotation, cellular component: Swr1 complex. Gene Ontology annotation, molecular function: nucleosome binding. Gene Ontology annotation, biological process: chromatin remodeling. The transcript is spliced from 5 exons. The record is from RefSeq and is a predicted model, not a curated record. The coding region runs from base 111 to 626 and encodes 171 amino acids. Lineage: Eukaryota; Fungi; Basidiomycota; Agaricomycetes; Gloeophyllales; Gloeophyllaceae.
CAUGUUUUGGUGACCUGGUCUGCGAAGUCGGCAUCUGUGGCGACUCCCAAGUCCGCAAUAUCUGCGUCUCAUCAAAUAGUUUCCGUAGCGUCCGGGAUCAUACUACCAAGAUGCCUCCAAAGCGUGGUCGACCUCGGAGACAGGUACAGAGUACCGCAGCGAACGCGCAAGUAUGGAUAGACCCUGAUGUGCUAGCCAAACGGACCAAGAAACAUCUUGAGGAACUCGAGCGUUCUAAUUAUACUGAGCCUUCUGCAACGCUUACCGGCGCCGAUGAUGAAGAGCCAGAAAGAGGGUCAUCCGUCCGAGGCCGUGCUCGUCAGACAAUAUCAGACAAACGGGAGCAUGGGAGGAAAAAGAAGUCGACCAUGAACGUCCGUACUGCAUUGCUUUACCGGAAGAAUCUGACUACCCUCAUUGAGGAAUCUGGAAUAUCUUCUCUACCAGCCAAUUGCCCAACCUAUCUCACAGCCGUCGUGCCUCCUCCGAACGAACCACCUCGCCUUAUUUGCAGUGUGUGCGGUUACUGGGGCAAGUACAAGUGCGUGAGAUGCGCUAUGCCGUACUGCGAUCUCAACUGCGAGGCAGUCCACAAAGAGACGAGAUGCGAGAGACGCGUGAUAUAGACGCGAAUAGUGGUUUUCUGCUGAGGCGGAGGGCCGUCCUGUACUAGAGAUACUCGUGGCACCCAUCGCUCUAUAAGCAUUUGCUCUAGUGACAGCGGAUCAAGCCCGUUCGGGGGUUUACGCGUUUACGAUCUGAGCGAAUGGAAAGAGUAUGCUACGGUAAAGAGGACGUUAGUAGGUCGCAGCUGCCGGAGACUCUUGACGAAGGCGAGUUAAAGGUGUAAGGCGAUCUACACAUAUCACUGUAACGUUAGGUACCGCAUAUCGAGUCAUGGAAGCGUUUCUGCCACCGUUGAAUAUUGAGCUCCCUCAC